Molecule: messenger RNA, 579 nt
Organism: Arvicanthis niloticus (Nile rat)
Lineage: Eukaryota; Metazoa; Chordata; Mammalia; Rodentia; Muridae
Product: insulin growth factor-like family member
Molecular function (GO): signaling receptor binding
Source: RefSeq, a predicted model, not a curated record
AUGAAGAUCAGAAAUGCCGGUGCUGUCUUUAUUGCAGUAUUCCUGUUUAUACUUGAAGGAGUUACAGGAGCUCAAGAAUCCCCAACUUUCUCAGACCCUGGCUCAUGUCAGUGCAAUCCCAAGUGUGAUGGCAGAUUUUACAACACCUCAGAGGAGUGUUGUGUUGAUGACACCAUCCUGCCCUUUAAGAGGAUUAACCUCUGUGGCCCUAGAUGCUUCUACUGGCCCUGCUUUGAGCUCUGCUGUCCUGAGUCCUAUAGCCACAAGAAGAAAUUUAUUGUCAAGCUGAAAGUUCAGGGAGAGAGAUCCCAUUGCAAUUCAUCCCCUAUCUCCAGGGAAUGUGAAAGACUCCCCAAACCACAACCCGCCUCACUGAGCAGCAUCCCUGUGGCUAAGCUACAUUCUCACUGUGAGGCAAGAAGGCAGGAACCAAUGGGGAUCCAGUCGUGCAAAGGGAUUCCUGUUGUCUGCCGCUCUCCUCGCUCUGCAGCAGCCCAGUGCCGAGUUGUAGACAGAAUGAUCCAGAGCAGACACAGGGAUGAGAUAUGCACAUGGACCUUGAGGCCACGGCUCUCCUAG